This is a messenger RNA of Dujonia railenensis, 288 nucleotides long. NCBI's taxonomy places the organism in Eukaryota, Fungi, Ascomycota, Pichiomycetes, Serinales, Debaryomycetaceae. The record is from the annotation of a GenBank genome assembly.
AUGUCAGAUAUCCAAGCCAAUUUAAAGGCUGCUGUAUACCUAGCAGUGUCAACUAUGGUAGAAGAAGAGCUUGCCAGCUCUAAAACUACCCCAUCUCCAACGUUUGUUGCAUCGUUAGUUGAGCUUGUUUACAACCAGCUAGCCAACUUGGGAGAGGACUUGGAACUGUUUGCAAAUCAUGCAGGCAGAGUGACUAUCAAUCCUUCUGAUUUAUACAUGAUCACAAGAAAGAACAAUAUACUUACAGAAGAGUUGAAAAAGUAUGAGAAUAAAAUCAACGAACAGUGA